UUCCAAUCUCCAACCCAAUCAAGGGAAGGUUCUACAUACAUAUACACACAUUUAUAUAAUCAGAGCUAGUGUGUACGUUUUCACAUACACCUUAUCGGCAAAACCAGGAAACCAACCCAGUUAUUCUCUCUCUGUUCAUAGGUUGGUGAUCUAGGGGGAGGGGGUGAAGUGGGUCGGACCAGCCAUGGACUGGGAAUGGUUGGUGGAGUUCUUGAAGGGCAUGUUGAAGCCAAUUGCUGCUCUUGCAGUUGUGCUUAUGGCUGUGAUAUUGUCUUAUACGCAGAGGUUGGGGUUAGGGGGUGAAAUGGUUUACUCAAUCUUCAGAGCUUUUCUUCAGCUCUCUGUUAUUGGGUUUGUUCUUCAGUUCAUUUUCAACCAGAAGAACAGUGUCUGGAUCGUUCUUGCUUAUCUUUUCAUGGUUUGUGUUGCUGGUUACACAGCAGGCCAACGGGCGAAACAUGUCCCUCGUGGGAAGUAUGCGGCAGGAGCCUCUAUCCUGGCUGGAACUUCAGUGACAAUGUUCCUUUUAGUUGUGCUGAAUGUUUUCCCUUUCACUCCACGGUACAUCAUCCCUGUUGCUGGGAUGAUGGUUGGCAAUGCAAUGACGGUCACUGGGGUUACAAUGAAAAGACUCCGAGAUGAUAUCAAGACACAAAUGAGCCUGGUGGAGACAGCAUUGGCUCUUGGGGCUACUCCUCGCGAAGCAACGUUUCAGCAAGUGAAAAGGGCCCUUGUUAUUGCGCUUUCUCCAGUCUUGGACAAUGCCAAAACUGUUGGUCUCAUAUCACUUCCUGGUGCAAUGACUGGACUCAUAAUGGGAGGAGCUUCUCCUCUGGAGGCCAUUCAGUUGCAGAUUGUUGUGAUGAACAUGCUUGUUGGGGCUUCAACUGUUAGCAGUAUCAUGUCCACAUACCUCUGUUGGCCCGUUUUCUUCACCAAAGCUUACCAGUUAGAAACGAAGGUGUUUUCUUCCGAUUGA
This is a messenger RNA of Ilex paraguariensis (yerba mate), 979 nucleotides long. The record is from the annotation of a GenBank genome assembly. NCBI's taxonomy places the organism in Eukaryota, Viridiplantae, Streptophyta, Magnoliopsida, Aquifoliales, Aquifoliaceae.